Messenger RNA from Ananas comosus (pineapple), 495 nucleotides. Its product is annotated as zinc transporter 10-like. The transcript has a single exon. The record is from RefSeq and is a predicted model, not a curated record. Bases 1 to 495 code for a protein of 164 amino acids. NCBI's taxonomy places the organism in Eukaryota, Viridiplantae, Streptophyta, Magnoliopsida, Poales, Bromeliaceae.
AUGCUCCACGACGUCGAGGCCGCACUCACUGACCCCUGCCUCCUCCGCUUCCCCUUCUCCGGCUUCGUCGCCAUGGCCGCCGCCCUCGCCACCCUCGUCCUCGACUUCCUCGUCACCCAGUUCUACGAGCGCAAGCACCGCGCCGCCGCCACCGCCGAGACCGACGCCACGGCAGAGGACGACGAGGGGCGCUCCAUCACCACGGCGGCGCUGGAGCCACCCGUGGACGAGGACGAGAACGAGGGCUUCGCCAAGGGCGGCAACGCGGUGCACAUCGUCAGGAUGCGCGCGCACGCGGCGGCGCACGGCCACAGCCACCACCACCACGGCCACGCCCACGGCCACGCGCACAGGCACGCGCACGAGGAUGGGGACGAGGGCCAGGUCUCCUUGCAUUUGCGCCACAUCGUCGCCCCCCAGGUGCUCGAUCUAAAGUCUAAACCACCCCUAUUAGCUGUACAUAUCAUCAUGUCACUAAUGACAAUUAUUAAGUAA